AUGCAGUUUGCCACCAUUGCAAGCUUUCUCCUGAGUGCCUCUCUGGUACUCGCCGCUCCCGCCCCCGAGAAAACCCUCAACAAGCGCUUCGAACUUGACCAUGUCCCCACAGGCGAUAUAACGUGCCCAGACCACAGCACCGGCGGCGACUCCACAUUCUCCGGCGCCUACGCAGCCAACAACAUCGAUCUCGUACUCGUCAACAACAAUAAAAAGAAAGGUGGCUACCCCAAGCCCUUCAACCCCAAGAACCCUAAAUCGAGCCAAUUCGAAUGGAAAAACGGCUGCGAUCCCAACAAAAUAUUUGAAUUGCCGCUGUGGAAGAAUAGCUUUGGCGUUGAGAUGCCGUGGGUGGUCAACGACAAUAAUAACAAGCCGGGGGCGUUUAGGGAGUAUUAUCAAUGGGAUUCUGCGACUUCGAAGGCUAUUUGGUGUGGUGCAUAUGCUCAUGCGGAUUCACAAAGCAAUGGGGAUUUUGUGACUUGUCAUUAUUAG
Molecule: messenger RNA, 495 nt
Organism: Venustampulla echinocandica
Lineage: Eukaryota; Fungi; Ascomycota; Leotiomycetes; Helotiales; Pleuroascaceae
Exons: 2
Coding region: 1-495 (164 amino acids)
Molecular function (GO): RNA binding; RNA nuclease activity
Source: RefSeq, a predicted model, not a curated record